Protobothrops mucrosquamatus (brown spotted pit viper) is the source of this 4597-nucleotide messenger RNA. RefSeq names its product cyclin G associated kinase (gene GAK). NCBI's taxonomy places the organism in Eukaryota, Metazoa, Chordata, Lepidosauria, Squamata, Viperidae. The transcript has 26 exons. The record is from RefSeq and is a predicted model, not a curated record. Gene Ontology annotation, molecular function: AP-2 adaptor complex binding; ATP binding; protein serine/threonine kinase activity. The coding region runs from base 1 to 3786 and encodes 1261 amino acids. Gene Ontology annotation, cellular component: cytoplasm. Gene Ontology annotation, biological process: regulation of clathrin-dependent endocytosis; positive regulation of Notch signaling pathway; protein phosphorylation.
AUGUCGCUCUUGCAGUCGGCGCUGGAGUUCUUGGCCGGGCCCGGCUCCUUAGGGGCCGCCAGCCGGGACCAAAACGAUUUCGUGGGGCAGGUGGUGGAGAUGGGCGAGAUGAAGCUGCGGAUCAAGAAGGUCAUCGCCGAAGGUGGCUUUGCUUUUGUUUAUGAAGCUCAGGAUCUUGGCAGUGGGAAGGAUUAUGCUUUAAAGAGAUUAUUGUCCAAUGAAGAGGAAAAGAACAAAGCUAUCAUUCAAGAAGUCUGCUUCAUGAAAAAACUAUCUGGACACCCAAACAUUGUCCAGUUCUGUUCUGCUGCCUCCAUUGGAAAAGAAGAAUCGGAUACUGGGCAAGGAGAAUUUCUUCUGCUCACGGAACUUUGUAAAGGGCAGCUGGUGGAAUUUUUAAAGAAAGUGGAAUCUAAAGGCCCCCUCUCGUGUGAUACGGUUUUGAAGAUAUUUUAUCAGACUUGCCGUGCUGUGCAACAUAUGCACAAGCAGAAGCCUCCUGUUAUUCAUAGAGAUUUAAAGAUUGAAAAUAUGCUGAUAAGUAAUCAAGGAACAAUUAAAUUGUGUGAUUUUGGUAGUGCAACAGUUGUGACACAUUACCCUGACUAUAGCUGGUCUGCACAAAGACGGGCAACUGUUGAAGAUGAGGUCACAAGGAACACGACGCCAAUGUAUAGAACUCCUGAAAUUAUAGAUUUGUAUUCAAACUUUCCAAUUGAUGAAAAGCAAGAUAUAUGGGCCUUGGGUUGCGUCCUCUACUUGUUGUGCUUUAUGCAACACCCAUUUGAAGAUGGAGCGAAGCUUCGAAUAGUCAAUGGAAAAUACUCCAUCCCACAGAACGACACAAAAUAUACUGUGUUUCAUGAUCUUAUACGUUCUUCUUUGAGGGUGAAUCCAGAAGAGAGGCUGUCCAUUACUGAGCUUGUCAAUCAGCUGCAGGAGAUUGCAGCUGCUAGAAAUGUGAAUCCAAAGUCCCCUAUCACAGAGCUUCUUGAACAAAAUGGGGGCUAUGGGAAUUAUGCUCAGCCUAAGCCAUCUUCAGCAUUGGUGCCACAGAACUCAAAACCUGCUGGUCAGCUUAACAAUAUAUAUAAUGCAGGGCUGAUAGUGGCAGAAUGUGACCAGUCUUCUAGUGGGUUCUUUGAUAUCCUUCGAGGUGGGACUGAAAGAUUUUUCACGAAUAUCAAGGAUACAUCUUCAAAAGUUAUUCAGUCUGUAGCCAAUUACGCAAAAGGGGAUUUGGAUCUAUCAUACAUUACAUCCAGAAUUGCUGUGAUGUCAUUUCCAGCAGAAGGUGUUGAGUCUGCUAUAAAAAAUAAUAUAGAAGAUGUGCGGCUGUUCUUGGACUCAAAACAUCCUGGACGCUAUGCUGUCUACAAUCUGUCUCCAAGAUCGUAUCGGCCCUCCAGAUUUCACAAUAGGGUAUCUGAAUGUGGUUGGCCGGCUAGGCGUACACCAAACCUUCAAAACCUUUACAGCAUCUGUAAGAACAUGCAUUCGUGGCUGAAGCAAGAUCCAAAGAAUGUUUGCAUUGUGCAUUGCCUUGACGGAAGAGCAGCAUCGGCAGUUGUUGUCUGUUCUUUCCUAUGUUUCUGUCGCCUCUUCACCACAGCUGAAGCUGCCGUUUAUAUGUUUAGUAUGAAACGUUGUCCUCCCGGCAUUUGGCCAUCGCAUAAGAGAUAUAUUGAAUAUAUGUGUGACAUGAUGGCAGAUGAGCCCAUUAUUCCUCACAGCAAGCCAAUCCUCAUAAAGUCAAUCAUCAUGACUCCAGUUCCUCUCUUCAGCAAGCAGCGUAACGGCUGCAGGCCUUUCUGUGAAGUUUAUGUUGGAGAUGAAAGAAUAACCACUACCUCACAAGAAUAUGAUAAAAUGAAGUAUGAUCUGGAUGCCUGCGAUAUUCAGGAGAAGUAUCCUGACUUGUUUCAAGUGAAUCUAGAAGUAGAAGUAGAGCCACGAAAUAAGCCCAUCACGGAACGAGCUCCCUGGGAUAACUUGAACAUUAAAGGUCUAAAUCCCAAGAUCCUUUUUUCCAGCCGCGAAGAACAGCAAGAGAUUUUAUCGAAAUUUGGUAAGCCUGAACUGCCUAGGCAGCCGGGAUCAACUGCCCAAUACGAAGCAGAGGCAUCAACAUCAGAAGCCUCUUCUGAAGGCCCACCUGUCGAGCCAGACUCUCCAGAGAGCAGCUGUGCUGAGGCAAACUUCUUUCAUACACUAGACUGGCAAGAAGGAAAACAAUCUGAAACUGCUCCUGAAGGUCCCUUUUCUCAAGAGAGUCUUGGGUGCGUUGAGGAAAAGGAGGAGAAUGAACCUUCCGACGAGGAAUUCUCCACCUUCCCCAGCGAUGUUAGACCUUCUGAGGAUAGGGAGAUGCGCCUCCUGGAACAGAAACAUGGCAAGCAUUUUUUUGAAGCUGGCUUUGACAUACCAGCUGAUCAGUCAGAAGAGACUCCUGAAGAAGGUAGCAUUGACUUGCUUGGGCUUGAUUCAGAGGCUGCUCCCGAACUGCUCCAGCCUCCGACAGAGAUGAAGAGUUCUUCCAGCAACGCAGACUUGCUGAAUGGACUCUUCGUUAGUAGCACUCCAGAAAUUUCAGAAGAUUCAACUGCAGACCUCCUGGGUGGAGGAGCAGACUUUUUCUUUGGUGGCCAGCCCCAGGCCUCAGCAAAUUCCCAGGGCAACAGUUCCUCAACAGCAGCCCCUUCUUCUUCUACAGCCGACCAGUUUGACCCAUUCACGGUCAGUGCAGACAGUCCAACUCUUACCGGUCCUGAUCUCUUUGGUGAUUUUCUUAGUUCAAAUGCACCAACUGCACCUGCUAUGUUUCCUUCCACACACAGUGCACCGCCUCCUUCCUCUAGCACAGACUUCCUUAACUUGGGCAAUUUGGCCCCAGAGCCACCUAAAAUAACUUCUUCAGCAAGCCAGCCAGACCUUUUAGGGGGUUGGGAUUCUUGGACUGACACCACUGUCCCAACAGCACCCAAGAAAUCAACUUUGGAAGGCCCAACUUUCACAACAGGAGGGCCACCAAGUGGCUCCUUGGGUCAUUCCUCCAAUCAAGCAAAAUCGCAGAAUUCGGAUCCUUUUGCUGACCUUGCAAACUUGAGAACUGGCCUUCCAGGAACAUCUAGUGGAGGAUUCUCAGCUGGCAGUUUUGCUUCCAAGUCAACUCAAAAACCAGCGGGGGCUCAGUGGCAAACAAGCAAGCCACAAACCACCAGCACUUCAUGGCAACCUUCACCCCAGCCCAAACCUCCGGAACAAGCCAAGUUGGGCACACAACCCAAACCCAACUACACUGUGAAUUUUAGUGUAAUUGGAGGACGGGAGGAGAGAGGUAUCCGAGUUCCUGGCUUUGGACACAAACCCAAAGUUUCAGAAAAUGAUUUUGAAGACCUCUUGUCAAAUCAAGGCUUUUCAGCAAAGUCUGACAGAAAGGGACCCAAAACAAUUGCUGAAAUGAGAAAGCAAGAACUAUCUAAAGAUAUGGAUCCUCUAAAAUUAAAGCUUCUAGACUGGAUUGACGGAAAAGAGAGGAAUAUAAGAGCUUUACUCUCUACUCUUCACACUGUGCUUUGGGAAGGUGAAACCAAAUGGAAGCCAGUUGGGAUGGCAGACCUGGUUACCCCUGACCAGGUGAAAAAGUACUAUAGAAAAGCAGCGCUUGUCGUUCAUCCAGAUAAGGCUACGGGGCAGCCUUAUGAGGACUAUGCCAAAAUGAUCUUCAUGGAGCUGAACGAUGCGUGGUCAGAAUUUGAAAACCAAGGCUCAAAAUCCCUUUUUUAAGAAACUCUCUCUUGCAAGGGAGUUGACUUCAAAAUGCACUGGCAGCAAAACUGAAUCUCGAGUGCUGCAGCGUAACCUCCUGAGUUGGAGGGGGGGGCAGAACAACUUUCCCUGGUCUUGCACAAUUUUAAACUGUACACGCCGCAACCCAGUGUGUAUUUGUAGGCGAUAAAAUGUGAAACUUCGCAAAGAUGGCAUUCCCAUCAGCGCUGGGAAGUUUGUGUUGUGGAAGUGGCAAGUUUCAGGCUAUGUUAGAGAAGGUUGAAUGCACCAGUAAUUCUAAUAAUGGCUGCUGGCGUGAGCAAAAUUUUGCUAGUGGGAACAUCAACUAUUUUGCAUCUUGAUUUUUUUUUUAACUUUUCCAUUUGAAAAACACAAAACCUCAAUUUGCAUUUCUGUUUUAUUUCCCAUGUAGUCUUUGUGAUUUUUUUCCCCCCUUUUGUUCCUUGUUUGCCUUAUUUAAGUGCUUUUGUUACCCGGUAGUCUGUGAGUUCACUCAACAUCAUUUUUUCUCGUUUCUGUUAGAGGUGUACAUUUUUCUUCUGUAUUUUAUGUAAUCCUUCCAAUGAUCAUUCUGUAAAUAAUUAAAAUAGUUUUCUGACAACACCUGUGUUCCUUACACUGCAUCACCAAUUGCUUAGCCAAAAGCUCUUCCAAUUGAAGAAAGAAGUUGGCUUGGGUAAAUCUUGGGUUUGUACUACUUCCUUUAAAAAAAAACAAAAACCCUUGUAAACUGUAAACAAAGAAGCAGAGCUCAAGGGCUGUGUGGUCUUGCCUUAUUUAUUACAAUAUUCUUGGAGGCAAGACAGUU